CCGAGAAAACUACUCCUAUUUUUUUCCACAACAGACGAACAAAAUGAAUUAAAUUCAAUUCAGAUAAAAAAGUAAAAAUAAAAUAAAAUCAGAAGCCGAAACCACUCAUCAAUUUCUCUAACUAAAAGAUUGCUCCUAUGGCGGAGGUCUCAAAUCUCCACCGGCAACGGCCGUCCCGGCGACCCGCCGCGACGACCAUUAGGUCCCAACUCGAAGACGCCCUGCACGAGGAAGAAGAAUUCUACAAUCAGCCGCAUCCUUUCGUUUUCGAUUCAUUCUCCCCACCGCACAAUUCUUCAAAUCCCUCUUUCUUCGACGACUACGCGACGUCGUUUGAUCUAGGGUUCGAAUUGAACUCGGAAACCGAGAAUUUGGGGUGCGAGUACGAGGACCCCAAUUGCUUCUUCGUCGGAGGCGAAGAAGACGAUGACCAGAUGAAUUACGUGACAGAUCUGUUCGAGCCACGCCACGCGCACCCGGCGGAGGAUAUAAUUUGGCAGCUCGAAUCGCGCCGGGUUGAGGAUCUGGGCAUGGAAUUCGGAUUCGGACCGGGUCUACGGGUGGUCAGCAUGGAUUCGGAGUCUGAUACUGAGGAAUUCGAGGUAAAUGCUGGAUUUACUAACGAUGAUGAUGAUGAUUAUAAUUUGUUUGGAGUUAGAAAUCAUAGGUAUCACGCAGGUGAGAACGAUAGAGAGGAGUUCGAAUGGGAGGAGGUUAGUGAGAGAAUUCGAUACGAUGGGAGGGAGAGUAUGAAUAUGAUGAUAAAUGGAAUCGAAGAAAUUUCGGUUUCCGAUAUUUCUUCCUCGGAUAUUGAGAAUUCGAGCUUAGGUGAUGAUGGUGAGAGACCAGAGGUAGGGCGGAAUGUAGCAUGGGAAGUUCUGUUGGCAGUGGAUAAUCUAGAUAGGAAUCUUGAUUUCGAGAUUCCGGAAGAAAACAGCAUCAUCAAUGGGGAUGAAUCUCUUUCGCAUAUUAAUCUUCCAGAAGAUUAUAUCAUGACUAUGGAAUACGAUGCCCUUUUCGGGCAGUUGGUGGAGAAUGACAACGCAUCGAAAGGCAGCCCCCCGGCUGCAAAAUCCGUUGUCAAGAAUCUGCCUUCCUUGGUGUUGACAAAGGAGGAUGUCGAGCAGAACAAUAGCGUAGUCGUUUGUGCUGUUUGUAAGGACGAGGUUGCGAUUGGGGAGAAGGUGACUAGGCUGCCUUGUUGUCAUCUCUACCAUGGGGACUGCAUUCUGCCGUGGCUUAGUAUAAGGAACACGUGCCCCGUGUGUAGGCACGAGUUGCCAACGGAUGAUGCUGACUACGAGAAGAGGAAGAGCGAGAGAGGGAGACUUCGUAGUGGAAGUGCUGGUCACUUGUUUGAUGAUUUGGAGCUCAGGUACAAUUUUGAACUUCUGCCUUGAAAAGGCAUUUCCAGUGCUUUAGAAUAUGGUUUAGAGACUCCUUUUUCUGGUAUGUAUAAAUUCAUUCACAUGUAUUUCCAAGUGGUGAGGUGUUGAUAGUGCAUUGCAAGUGAUAUGGAUCCAUGGUAUGAAACUAGCUUGUUAUAUACAGCAUUAGGAGAUAGCAAUCAUAGAGACUACUAGUUGGAAGCAUGAUCUUGCAGGGUCUUCUUCGUUUCUAUGGGUCGUUGAACUUAAUGAAUAAUUUUUCAAUAUGGCUUUAGUGAUCACAUCUGGAAUUGGUGGUCUGUCAGUUUGGAAAAUAGUGUAGGACUUGUGUGAAGGUGAUGAGUUGCAGAAUUUUCAAUUGAUCAGUGCCCUAGCUAGCCCUCCCACAAUAUAUGGAAGAAAAUUCUAGUUACUUGAGUAGAGCUAUGAACUAUCGCGUUGCUGGAUGCUGGUGAAGUAAUUCGAGGUCACAUUCUUUUAUUCAAGACUAUUAUGUUAGCUUCUUUUUUGCACAUUGGGAUGAUUCAUGGAUCAAACUCCUAUGUUUGAGGAAAUGUUUUCUGCAUAUCUUUUGGCACAUGUUUAAGUUAAUUUUCCCAACUAUUGAUUUACUUUUUCUAUGAUUGUUAUGACUAGCAGUUCUCUUUCA
Molecule: messenger RNA, 2037 nt
Organism: Salvia miltiorrhiza (redroot sage)
Lineage: Eukaryota; Viridiplantae; Streptophyta; Magnoliopsida; Lamiales; Lamiaceae
Product: E3 ubiquitin-protein ligase CIP8-like
Exons: 1
Coding region: 138-1400 (420 amino acids)
Biological process (GO): ubiquitin-dependent protein catabolic process
Molecular function (GO): ubiquitin protein ligase activity
Source: RefSeq, a predicted model, not a curated record